GUUGAUAUUUAAUUUAAAAUGUAGAUGCUUGAGAAAUCACCUGUAUUCGAAAUACUUUAAAUAUUAUAAAUCAUUCUACCAGGCGUGUACAUCUCCAUAGUCUGAUCACUUGAACAGCAGAUUCCUUGACGUUUCGUUCCCUCCGCACACAGCUGGGUGUAUCGAGUACCCCACCAAGCAGGCUGACUGGAUCCUUUACGGAGGGGAGGGGGGCAUCGUCUGCCCCUCAAGUCUGUAGAGAAAAUGCAAAGCUAGCUAUAACUUCUGGGGUGUUUCCACGUAACGCUAAUGUUGAUCGAUGUAUAUCAGGAGCUCGUUGGCCAGCGCGUCGGCAGGAAGUACCGACGGAUUUGAGGUCAGCUUGAAAAUUAACGGUACCCGUCCGGCUCCAGUGUGGGAUGUGCCAUGUAUGUUAGCUGGAGAUGAGAAUGAAACCCAGUCGCAACCUCCUCCUGGGCCUGUGCUCCAUGCUGGCCCUGGGAUUCCUCUACUACUCGUCAGGGAGGAUCAGCUUACAAGGCUGGGGCCGCAAAUCAUUGUAUGACAAGCAAGGAUUCCUUCUGAAGCUGGAUGGUGGUCUGCCUUUGGAGCUGAUCUACAAGUAUGGCAAUCUCAGCGAGGGGGCCUGUAAGCCUGGUUUUGCAGCAGCCAAGAUGACUGCCAUUUAUCCAAAGAGUCAGAAGCCAGAAGGACUUGCCUCUUGUGUGUAGUAAAAACAGUCACUGAAAA
Messenger RNA from Lates calcarifer (barramundi perch), 729 nucleotides. RefSeq names its product CMP-N-acetylneuraminate-beta-1,4-galactoside alpha-2,3-sialyltransferase-like. The record is from RefSeq and is a predicted model, not a curated record. NCBI's taxonomy places the organism in Eukaryota, Metazoa, Chordata, Actinopteri, Centropomidae. The transcript is spliced from 5 exons. The coding region runs from base 423 to 710 and encodes 95 amino acids.